AUCAGAUAUAGCGACGAAGUCCAUUUCGGGAUGGGGCCUCAAGGGAAGCUCGUUAUUAUCCGGAAACGCGGCGAACGGUACUGUCCCAAGUGUAUCCAACGCGUGGAGGAACGGGACGACGCAGAGAAGCUCAAAGUCCACGCAUGGGCCGCGGUGGGCUACGACUUCAAGUCCCUCCUUACCUUUUACGAGAUACCGACGAAUAAAAACGGGAAGAAGACGCAGGACGUUUAUCUCAAGGAGAUACUCCAGACGGAAGUUCAGGAAUGGGUCGACCGUGGAGAUUUCUUCGUUUUAGAGGAGGAUCAAGACUCAGGCCACGCACCGCCGCGGUCAAGGAAAAAAGGCAAUGCCGUACAACAAUGGAAAGAGCAAAAUGGCGUACAUUCGUACUUUAAUUGCGCAGGAUCGCCGGAUCUUGCGAUCAUCGAGGACUGUUGGCAACCGACGAAGCAAUACGUACGGAAAUAUCGCCAUUUCAAUCCCGAAGAAACUCGUGAAUUAGCGAUCGAGGCCUGGGGAGAGCUUAAACAGGAAUGGAUUAAUAAACGGGUACUUUCUAUGCCUGAUCGACUUCGAAAGGUGAUCGAGGCUGGUGGUCAACUGAUUGGUUAUGGGGGCGGAAUGGCGGGCUAA
This is a messenger RNA of Eremomyces bilateralis CBS 781.70, 636 nucleotides long. RefSeq lists its product as uncharacterized. The record is from RefSeq and is a predicted model, not a curated record. The transcript has a single exon. The annotation marks the transcript as partial. Lineage: Eukaryota; Fungi; Ascomycota; Dothideomycetes; Eremomycetales; Eremomycetaceae. Gene Ontology annotation, molecular function: nucleic acid binding.